AAUGCUUGCUACUGCUACAAAUCCUCAUUCUUCCUCUCUCUCACAUCUAAACAAAAUACUCCUAGAAAUUAAAUGGCGAUGAAAAGGAGCGCUAAGCUGGCCGCCGCGAUCCUCUGCUUGGCGGUGGUGGCGGGUGGAGGAGCGGAAACGAUAGCUGAGAAGUGCGCAGCGGAGUUCCAGAAGGUGACGCAGUGCCUGUCGUUUGUAACGGCGAAGGCCAAGGCGCCGAGUAAGGACUGCUGCAACUCGGUGACGGAGCUCAAGGACACAGAUCCGGCGUGCCUUUGCUACAUCAUAGAGCAGGUGCACAACGGAUCCAAUCCCGCCAUCAAGAGCAUGGGCGUCCAGGAGUCUCUCCUGCUGCAGCUCCCCUCCGCUUGUAAGCUCGCUAAUGCCAGCAUCACUGAAUGCCCUAAGCUUCUAAACCUGCCUCCAAACUCCCCUGACGCCGCCAUCUUCACCAACACCUCCACGAGCGCGACUUCAACACCAGUGGCAACACCGGGAACGUCGUCGCCAACACCCAAUAAGGGGGAUUGGCAGAAACCUCAAGUUGCAGGAUGCGUAACAGUGGCGACGGCGAUGUUCAUCUUGUGGGUGACGCCUUUUUAAGCGGAGAUCAGUUUGAAAGUGGUUUAUGUUUGAAGUUUAAGAUGAAUGAAUUUUAUUUAGCUUCCACGCUUGUUGUUGAGCAACGCCUAUCCUACUUUUAGCUUCGACUAUUAUCAACUUUUGCCUUCCAUUUUAACUAAUUAACUGCGUAUUAUAGCACGUA
Messenger RNA from Salvia hispanica, 775 nucleotides. RefSeq names its product non-specific lipid transfer protein GPI-anchored 1-like. Lineage: Eukaryota; Viridiplantae; Streptophyta; Magnoliopsida; Lamiales; Lamiaceae. The record is from RefSeq and is a predicted model, not a curated record.